This is a messenger RNA of Nicotiana tabacum (common tobacco), 1963 nucleotides long. RefSeq names its product putative beta-1,3-galactosyltransferase 2. The record is from RefSeq and is a predicted model, not a curated record. Gene Ontology annotation, cellular component: Golgi membrane. NCBI's taxonomy places the organism in Eukaryota, Viridiplantae, Streptophyta, Magnoliopsida, Solanales, Solanaceae. Gene Ontology annotation, molecular function: galactosyltransferase activity.
UCCAAGUAGCUUACCUGCAAAGUGUAGUACUAGUAGUUGUGUGUAUAUAGGGGAGAGAGAGAGGGGGGAGAACAAAGCAAAGGAUAGAAGAAAGUGAACAAAUUAGAUGUGAGAACAAGGCAUCCUUUUUUAAGCAUCAUUUCCUAUAGCUAUAGCUUAUACCUUCUUUCCUAUAGCUCUGAAUCUUCCUCGAAGUUUGUGUUCAAGAAUUCAAAAACUUACAUAUACUAACAGUUUUCUCUUAAACUUUUGGCCAAUAUAGCUUCUUUUGCUUUGGGGGUGUCUUUGAUUUGGUUCUGUCUCUGAGUUCUGCAUAUGGGAUUUUAACCAGAAAGGUAGUAGUAGGUAGAUUGGCUGAGGAGAAUUAGAGUUAAUUAGAUUGGAAAUGUCUUUCAAGAUCAGAGGAGUGGUAGAACCGCAAUCAAGAAGUAUUAUUUCUCAAAAAUGGACUCUUUUUCUUUGUAUAGGUAGUUUUUGUGCUGGGAUGUUCUUCACCGCCAGAAUGUGGACGGUUCCUGAAACAAAAGGUGGUAUUACAAGAACAACUGCAGUAGAAGCUGAAAAACUCAACUUAGUUUCAGAAGGCUGCGAUACAAAAUUUUUGCAGCAGAAAGAUGUAAAAUUAGUAUCCAAAGAUGUUUUCGGAGAAGUUUCUAAGACACAUCAUGCUCUUCAGACACUAGACAAAACAAUUUCAAAUUUGGAGAUGGAGUUGGCAGCUGCAAAGGCAACUCAGGAGUCAAUUCUUAGCGGUGCACCUCUAUCACAAGACAUUGAGAAGGGUGAUUCACCUAGAAAAAGAAAAUAUUUUGUGGUUGUAGGAAUAAAUACCGCAUUUAGUAGCAGAAAAAGAAGGGAUUCAGUUCGUGCUACAUGGAUGCCACAAGGCGAAAAACGAAAGAAGCUGGAAGAAGAGAAAGGAAUCAUCAUGCGCUUUGUCAUUGGUCAUGGUGCCACGUUAGGGGGUAUACUGGACAGAGCUAUUGAAGCCGAGGACCAAAAGCAUGGUGAUUUCUUGCGCUUGGAUCACGUCGAGGGUUAUCUAGAAUUGUCUGCCAAGACAAAGACUUAUUUUGCUACUGCUGUUAAGCUAUGGGAUGCAGAGUAUUAUGUAAAAGUUGACGAUGAUGUCCAUGUAAAUAUAGGUACACUUGCAGAAACACUGGCAAGGCAUCGUAAGAAGCCUCGUGUGUACAUUGGGUGCAUGAAAUCCGGUCCUGUGCUAGCUCAGAAGGGAGUAAGAUACCAUGAACCAGAAUACUGGAAAUUUGGGGAGACGGGAAACAAGUACUUCCGUCAUGCUACGGGCCAAAUAUAUGCCAUUUCAAAGGACCUGGCCUCCUACAUAUCAGUAAAUCAGCAUGUACUACAUAAAUAUGCCAAUGAGGAUGUGUCACUGGGAGCUUGGUUUAUUGGUCUUGACGUGCACCAUAUAGACGACCGCAGAUUAUGUUGUGGAACUCCACCAGAUUGUGAAUGGAAGGCUCAGGCAGGCAAUAUCUGUGUUGCUUCAUUUGACUGGACCUGCAGCGGGAUAUGCAGGUCCGUCGACAGAUUAAAGGAGGUCCACAGACGGUGUGGGGAAGGGGAGAAUGCUUUAUGGAAAGCUGCAAUCUGAGCACAUGCAUUUCUUCCAAACUCAGGAAGGAGAUGAUGCCAAUGCUUUAUGUCAAAAAAAGUUCUCAUUUUAUUGCUCGAGAGUACAGAUAUACAUGUUAUACACACGGAGGGAUCAAGAGAAGGAUUGCGGGGAAAGAGAGGGAAUUCUAUAGAAAGAGUGCCAAGGCCUAGCUGUAAAGUUCUCCAUUUUUGUAGAGAAGAACGGCUGCCAAAGCGGUCAUCACAAGCAGGCAAUGGCUCUCACCACUCUUUUCUUCUUGUUUACCACUAGGCUAAGAUGUAAGUCAUAAUUCACUGGAUUGUAAAAUCUUAAUAAAUGCAAGUCAUUUUUUUGGUGGACCUG